Molecule: messenger RNA, 10965 nt
Organism: Diabrotica virgifera virgifera (western corn rootworm)
Lineage: Eukaryota; Metazoa; Arthropoda; Insecta; Coleoptera; Chrysomelidae
Product: zinc finger protein ZIC 4
Exons: 3
Coding region: 112-1335 (407 amino acids)
Biological process (GO): central nervous system development; regulation of transcription by RNA polymerase II
Cellular component (GO): nucleus
Molecular function (GO): DNA-binding transcription factor activity, RNA polymerase II-specific; RNA polymerase II cis-regulatory region sequence-specific DNA binding
Source: RefSeq, a predicted model, not a curated record
CAGUCACCCCAGUGAGAGCCAUUUUCGAACUUUUUACCUCAAAACUUCACAAAGAAAUCGCGUUUCGCGCGUAGAAAUGUACCCCGAGUGACAAGUUAGUGCUAAAUCGAAAUGAUUAACGCGUUCAUGGACACUGGCCAUCAUCAUUUGGCUACUUAUGGUCUGAAGAUGUCUCCAGGCCACAACGGAGGAGCUGGGAGCAUUCCAUCGCCUCACCAGAACCCCGCUGCGGCAAUGACAGCGCCAGAAGUCGGACCCGGUCACCAGAACCACUUUCAGAGUAAUUAUGGACACAUGGGGCAUCUGAAUCCUCAUGCUGGUUACGCCGCUAGAGACUUUUUAUUGCGGAGAGAUCACCACGACUUUCCUACGGCUCAAACAGCGCCUAGUGAUCCCGUGUUGUUUCACCAUCACACUGAGAUGCCCCCUCAUCACAAUCCUCAUCUUACACCUCACCACCAAAUGCUCUAUUCGCGAACGGAUCACCACGCUGCCUACCAUACCCAGCCGAAUCAUCACCAGUACCUUAAUCCCCACAUGGGAAUGCCCCAUCACCCUUCGAACGUCCACGGGGCUUUCUUCAGGUAUAUGCGGCAGCCUAUCAAGCAGGAAAUGCAAUGCUUGUGGAUAGACCCUGACCAACCUCCUCCUAGGAAAUCGUGUGGUAAACAUUUUACUAGUAUGCAUGAAAUAGUGUCACAUUUGACUGUUGAACAUGUGGGGGGCCCUGAGUGUACGACACACGCUUGCUUCUGGCAGAACUGUUCGCGAAAUGGGAGGCCCUUCAAAGCUAAGUACAAGCUGGUGAACCAUAUUCGGGUGCACACGGGAGAGAAGCCCUUCCCGUGUCCGUUUCCAGGUUGCGGGAAGGUUUUUGCCAGGAGUGAGAAUCUCAAAAUACAUAAAAGAACGCAUACAGGCGAAAAACCGUUCAAGUGCGAAUUCGAAGGUUGUGAUAGGCGUUUCGCCAACUCGUCAGACAGGAAAAAACACUCUCACGUUCAUACGUCAGACAAACCCUACAACUGCCGAAUAGCAGGCUGUGAUAAAUCGUACACUCAUCCCUCAUCUCUCAGGAAGCACAUGAAGGUACACGGUUGCUCUGGAAGGUCACCUCACCACUACGAAAGCGACGGAGAAGAAUCAAAUUCCUCAUCGGCGGGAAGUAUAUCCGUCGCUGCCUCUCCUCACGUCCAGAUGCCCUCACAGAUUCCUGGCACUACCUCGUUAAGUGAUUGGUACGUGUGCCAACCCACACCAGCUCCCCCGGAUCCUCUGGGAAGCUUAGGACACUUUGGAAAUCUUCAUCACAGUGGUGCGACGGCAGCCUAUUAGUCUUCUUUGUUUAUUUUCGUGUUUGGUUUUUAAAUAUUCUUUGUAAUGCACUGAUUUUUGAACUCGGAGGAUAAGAAAUAACCAAAAAUAAUCAAAAUAAUUUUUAGUUUAAGUGGAGAGUCAGUUUUUUUACUUUUUAUAUUGAUUUUGUUUUAAUAGUAAAAUUUUCAAGCCCUAAUAGAACCUGUGAUAGAACCGUAAAUUUAAUAAUUCAAAAUGUGUUGACACUAUCUACUUAUAGUGCAAUCAACAGCCAUUUUAUAGUGGAAUUUUGAGAAUCGAGGUCGAUUUCCUUGAAAAUUUUGAUUUAGGUAGUACAUAUUUAUAACCUUUGUCAAAAUCUACCCUACGUUGAAGCGGGCUCUUGUCCUGGGGGUGGAAACCACCCCAUCUAGGGGAUGAAAAUUUUUUCAAUUAAAAUAAAGCUUUCAAAUGGGCUCGGCUAACAGUUUUUUGCAUAAGAAUUGACUGACUUAUGACGAAAAUAAAGUCGCCCCUUGCUUUCUUUUAGAAAUGUCACAAUUAAACCGUUGUCAUUACAAUCCUAAUAGAAAUAAAUAGCUUCCCACUUGAAAUUAUACUUAUUUCUGUACCAAGUCAGUAAAGUUACUCUUUGUGGAACGAGUCUGAUAUUAUGAGCAGAGCGAGCAUGGCGAGCGAGGCGAAUAACAGACGAGUUUGAUAAAGAGUCUUUACUGACGUGGUGCAUACAAAAUUUUAUCGCCAACAAUUUGAUAUUGGUUUUAACACUUACUUACAAUUUACAAUUUAAAAAGUUUUUAAAUUUUAGACAUCAUAAUAAUUUCAUGACACUGAUGACAGAUAACUUUUGCAAGAUGGCCGCUUUCGAUUUUUAAUCGAUAUAUAUCAAUAUUGAAUAAUUACUAAAUCGGUUUUAAAUUAAAAAAGUUUUAAUUUAUCUAUAAAUAUGAAUAUAAUUACAAAAUGCUACAGAAUUUUCCUUUUUUGACAUAAAUUUAAUUGAUAAUAUCGCCAAUUGUGUACAAUAUUUUUAAUAAUUAAAGUAAAUAAAUUUUAAGUUCACUGAAGUACUCGCCAUUCGAUUAAUCUCGCCAAUCUCGGUUAAUUUGAUUAAUCGCGGCAGGUAAAGUAAAAUUCUUCUUUCAGUACAAUAAAGUGUUACUUUACUGCCGUAAACGAGGGCAAAUGAGUACAAUAAUGAAUGACUUUAGUGACGGUUGGCGAUAAAAUUUAUUAUUUAGGUAUAAUUGAUACGAUUCAUGUGAUUUGACCGGUUUGGAAUGCUUAGUUUAGAAAAAAAAAGUUGAUUAAAUUGAAAAUGACAUUUUUAUAAUUUACAAAAAACGUGCAUUGUUCUUAAAUAAACCUAAAAGUAUUCAUGAUAAAAAGAAUUAAAAUUUUUAGUUUAAAAAUUGUACAAUUAAUAUUUGAAACAUUUUUUCAUAUUAUGAAUACUUUAGAUUUAAUUAAGUAAAAUGCACUUUUUUUUAAUUAUAAACAUAUCAUUUUCGAUUUAGUCAACUAUUUUUUCUAAAUUAAGCAUUUCAAACCAGUCAAAUCACAUGGAUCGUAUCAAAACCUAAAUAAGGUUAAUUUUUAAUGAACUAAAAGAUGUGUUUUAAAAGUUUUGUCAAGAAAGUACACCACAUUCGAGUUAUUUGAAAUUGACGGUUCUCCAUUUCGAGGUCCUUCGAAAAUAACCAUCCUUAAAGAGCAAUAACUCAACAAUCUUUUUGUUUUUUUAUUAGCGACAAUUUUGGUCUGAAUAUUUUUUAUUAAAUUAAAACUUUUUAAGUUAUUCAUGAAAAACGGUUAUAAAACGUGAGUUUUUUUAAUGAAAAAUACAUACUUUCAAUCGCUAAUAACUUAGAAAGUAUCAACUUUGCAAAAAAAUUUUAUAGAACAAAAUUUACUCAGCAUUGGUCAAUCCAUCAACUUCCAUAGUAGACCAGUAAGGAUCUGUGAAAAAACGUCUAUUUUUGGAUGUGAGAGGUGACAUUCGGAUUUUUGCAGAUAAAGUUAGGUGACACCUUCAGUAAUAAUAAUUGACUUAUGCUCCUUCUCAAAUAUGCCCGGAACAUUAAUAAAAAAAUUAAAAUAUUUAAAAAUUUCUAAAAACGUCGAUUUUUUCUGCUUUCUCUGCUUUCUUUUAAAACGAUUCGUUUUGGAACAAAGUCGUAGAGAAAUAAAAUAAAGAUAAUUGAAUUUUGUAUGAUAUACGACUGGUCAAAAAUGUCUUAACGUAUUACCUUUUCUGCAAUAUAGCAAUAAAUACAAAAUAAGGGGGCAAAAUACGCCUGUUAUUAUUCAAUGUUUUUAACCACUUUGGUGGCACUUAGAACCUUAGGUAUUCGCUUAGGAAAUUCUUUGUAACAUACUUAAACCGUGUACCAAAUUUCAUUAAAAUCGACCUAAUACAUUUUGCAUAAUAAAUUUGCAAUCUAAAUGUUUUUAAAAAAGUUCAAAUUUUUCAAAAUCUGAACAAAAAUUAGACCAUUUAGAAGUUGUCUAAUUUUUUACAUAUAAAGAGGUGCUCUACCUAUCUAAUACACUUUACAGAAUUAAAAUCGGAUUAUUUAAGGGGCUUCAGCAAUGUUUUAAACUUAUAAACAAUUUUUUGGCUUAUAAACAAAUAGCUUUGUUUAAUAAUAAAGAAAUUAAUUUUUUAAAACCGGUAUAAUUUGACUUAAACUUUCAAAUGCGGUCAGCAGAAUUGCUAUUUUAUUUUUUAAUCAAAAGUUAUUCGCGUUCAAAGAUUGCAUUUUUCGAAUUUUUGAAAGUUCCACUGUGUUUAUCUCGAAAACUAUGCAUCCUACGAAAAAACUUGUAAGAACUUUUUUUGCUUAGAAUUACCCAAGAAAUACAAAAAAAUGUUUUAUUUUGCGAAAAAUCGAUGUUAUGUAAUUCCUCAAGUUCUUUGUUUAUAACAAUCUUAUCGACAUCCGGAUCAACUGUUACCCAAAAAAAUCGUGUUCUACUGGUCAAAAAAUACAUAAAAAUCUUAGGUAAGUCCAUCUAAAUAAAGGAGCCCGUAGCACCCCCUCCUGGCCACAGGACUAAUUUGUUUAUAAGCCAAAAAAUUGUUUAUAACUUUAAAACAUUGCUGAGGCUGCUUAAACAAUCCGAUUUCAAUUCUGUAAAGUGCAUUAGAAAGUUGGAGUGCUUCUUUAUAUGUAAAAAAAUUGACAAAUCUUUGUAUGUACUAGUUUUUGUUGUGCAAGAUUUUUAAAAAUUUUAAUUUUUUAAAAAAAGUUUAGAUUGCAAAAUUUUUAUUCAAAAUCUAGUAAGUCAAUUUUAAUGAAAUUUGGUGUACGGUUUUAGCACAUUACAAAAACUUUCUAAGCGAAUUAGGAAGGUUCCAAGUGUAACCUAAGUGAUGAAAAAUCAUUGAAUAAGGACAGGCUUGUUUUGCCCCCUUAUUUUAUAUUUAUUGCUAUUUUGCAGCAAGGGUGAUAAAUUAAGACAUUUUUAACCAAUCGCAUCUGAUAGAAAAUAUUUAAUUAUCUUUGUUUUAUUCCUAUACGACUUUGUUCCAAAAUGAAUCGUUUUAAAGUUAUAAGCAAAAAAAGUAGAAAAAAAACGAAAUUUUUUGAAAUUUUUAAAUAUUUUAUUUUUUUUAUUAAUAUUCCGGGCAUAUUUGAGAAGGAGCAUAAAUCAAUUAAUAUUAACGAAGUUAUCACCUAACUUUAUCCGCAAAAAUCUGAAUGCCACCUCUCACAUCCACCUAAAAACAGAUCCUUACUGGUCUAUAGUUAUUUUGAUUUGAUUGUAUUUGAUUUGAGUAUUUGAUUGAAAAAAAAAAUUCAUCUCCUAGAUCGGGUUGUCUUCACCCCCGGGCAAAAGCCCGGUUCGGCAUAGGGUAGUUUUCGAAGAAGAGGGUCAACCGAGCUUAAAUCCAAAUUAAAUCCGUGUUGAUUCUUAAAAUUCCACGGUUUUACAGUUUUUUCCUGUUUUCUGACAGCAGUAGAAUGUAUCUUCUUUUUUGUGUCAAUUAAUUUAAUUCAAAAUAAUUGUUCUUAGACACACUGUAUAAAUAAUGAUGUCAAUGUUUAUAUUACUGAAUAAAAAAGCAUAUUACAGAAUCAUAAUAUGGCAUAUUUAUGAUUUUCAUGACUUGAAGAUGCUCUUUUCAAUCUUUGUAUAAUUACUGUAUUCCUUCCUUGUUCUUGUCUUGUCACAAAUGUGUUGAUCAAUAUAAUUAAAUUUAUCUAAAAUCUAAAUCAGUUAUUUUUAUAAAAAAAUUCACACAUAAAUAAAAAUUUCUAAUUGGAUACGUCACACCUACACUAACAGCUGGAGUUGCAUUUUCCUAGACGAGGAUAAAAUAAUCAACACAUUCUUGCUGUUAGUGUUUUUCAAAGAUUUGAUUUAUUUGUAUUUAUGACAAGUCAUAUAACGUCAAAAUAAGCUUUAUGGCUUCAUUAAUAAAUCAUUAAUAAUUAUGUUCCGUCUAAUCAAAAGUGAUUUUAUGGUUGAGUUACUACUACUCUAGCUGAAAGGUUACUCAAAGAAAUGUUUUUUUUUUCAUUAUGGUUUCACUUUGUCUUUCAAAACUGUUAUUAUUUUAUCUUUUUUGGUAUUGAUUCUUUAGUUUUUCUUUAAAAAGUAGAGACAUAGCUGGCUUGUAUCAUAAAAACUCAUACAAUUGUAGAGUCGACUGGGAAAAUGAUGAUAAAUGAAGAAGAAAUUCGGAUAACUUGGUAUACCUACGAAAUAACCUAUUAACCCUAGAACAUAGAGAUUUUAAGACCUACUUAAGAUCUAUUUAAGAAAAGCAGAAGAUAGAGAUUCAUUUCAUUGAACACUACGAACACUAAUACUGUUGAUUUCAACAAAAUCGCAUAAAAGAGAUGAAGAGCGUAGGCGCCAAAUUUCGGACAAAUGCUUUUUAAAUGCAUUCCUUAUUUUCGAAUCCUGAGAAAACUAAUAAAUAAUCAACUAUUUUCAAUGGUAAAAUUGUGGCUUAUUUUCCAUUGAAAAUAGUUGAUUAUAAAAAUGCCACAAGGAAAUAGCUUUAGAACAAAACUAAUAAAUAUUUUUGAAAAAUUUAAACGCAGAAUGAAAGACUACAUUAUUACCGAGGGCCGAAAAUCCCUUAGAAUAAACAAUGAAUGAGAUAUUUGAAAUUAAAAAACACAUUAAAUUUUCUCUUUUUUUUACCCCUGUGACUUAUUAAAAUAAACAUAGAAGUUUUCAGAGACUUUCGGCCCUCGGCGAUAAUGUAAUAUUUCAUUCAGCGUUUAAAUUUUUCAAACAUACUUAUUAGUUUUCUUAAGAUUCGAAAAAAAUGAAUGCAUAUAAAAAGCAUUGCGCCUAUGCUCUUAAAAAAAUUGCUUACGGGAUUUCUCAACGGGCCGGAUAAAGUAAGCAAAAGGGCCGGCUCUUGCCCACCCCUGCAGUAAAAGUUUGUUAUUAUUCAUAAGUCCCUUUUGUCUGUUUUUGUCUUUAGAAUUUGGACUUAUUUUACUUGUCUUAUUUUGUCAAAUGCAUUUUCAAUAUCAACGUACCAAACAUGCACAUCCACAUUCAUAUCUACGCAUCUUUAAGUUAUCACAUUAAAACCAAAUAACGUCUCGCUGGCUUCCAGUCCGUUUCUGAACCCAAACCAAAGAAUAUAGACGUGAGUAGAAGGGUACUGCCCCGUAACGUUUUAGCAUAUGAUUUUGUGUUCCCACUGAGUAGGUGCACAGACCUGACAACGACUACGGAGCUUAUGCGAUCUCACCACCGCCCGCACCGCGGCCGCAACAUCCCUCGUCAACAAGCUUGCUUUGAAGUGACAAAUAAACGUGACCGUCUGUUCCAUAUAAAAGCUUCUUCUAGAAGAGUAUAUAUGAAGAGCUUAUGUCCAAAGUGUCUUAAAUCCAAAAUUUCGAUUUUUUAAUUUUUUUUAAUCUUUAUAGAUUUCUUCAGGUCUAGAAUAAAGUUUUAGGUACCAAAACGACUUAUUUACCAUUUAAAAGUGCAUAUGAAAAUUGUAAAAUUGUAUAAUUUCUAUGUUAAAUUUAUAUGAAAAUCUGUAAUUUCUGAGGUUUACUAUUACAUGGAUUUAAGACACUUUGGAAAUAAGCUCUUCAUAUAUUCCUUGCCCAAACUGACUUUCACCUAUUCCCUCUUCCAGUUUUUUAUUUAUACGACCAUGAACUAUCUUCAAGAAUUAUUUGAUAACUUGACUUUUCAAAUUUCUAAUAUCCUCAGUAUUUGGUUUUUACUAUGACCGUUAGCUGAGAGUUUUAUAUUAAGUAUUCCGAAAUUUACUUUGGUAACUUUCUGCCAACGUUUUUUCUUUACACUUAUCACUUAAUGUUCCUAUUUAUUAUUAAUGAUCCUACAGGUCUUUCUUGAUAAUGUGUGUCGCGGUCUGCCCAUCUGUCUCUGCGAUAACUAUCAAAGGAAAAGUCCCAAUGUCCUGAAAUUUGUCGUUCCACGAUUUAGAAUAAAUAUUACUACCCAUCACAUAACUAUAAAAAUGGAUCGAUUUACCAAAAAUAUUUUUGGUUUUACAUUCCGGUUGUAUAAACUCAAUAAAAAUGCGUCUUGUAUGAUACACGCACCUGCCUUUUUAUGAAGUUUUAAAUGAUGAACAUUUAUAACUGUGUAGUAAAUCAAGAUUUCGGGGUAAAGAGCGGUCAAUAGUAUAAAAAUAAUGUUAUAAUCUCACAUAAACUAUAGUCCAAUCACCUUUAAUUCAAAAAAAUUCAUUAACAAAGAUAUUUAAAAGUAACUAUGUUUUCUCUCAAUUUUUAGAAGCAUUUUAGAAAUUAGUUUUGUAAUUUGAUUUCAAGCUAUAAGGUUAAUGUAAAUAAAAAAUAAUUUAAUAGAGAUUGUUUGGUUUAUGUUAUCAACAGAAUUGGAACUAGUGUCACCUGUCACCCAUCACCUGUAAUCUGUCAUCCAUUACCUGUCAUCUGUCAUUCAUCACGUGUUAUCUGUCAAUUGUUAUCAUCUAUAUAGAUUCCUACUUUAUUUUAAAGUUUCGUUAUUUUUCGCAAUAUAAAAUGCAAAUAUUUUAUACUACUAUUUUUGCAAGAAUUUUUUUGCUACAUAGAAGAAAAAAUCUCUUGUGUUGCGUUUGUUUUAGAACUGUUGUAAUAAAAUUCAUGAUAUUUUAAGUAUAGACACAAAAUCCACACCAAAGACAGACGAUACACUGUUGUUGUGCGUAUUUAUAUGCAUAUUAGACUGAUUCUAUGAUUCAUUUUAUAUAAAACCCACAAGGAAAAUAAUUUUUUGUAGUCGGCUGUAUACCAUUAAUCACAAAAAAUUAGUUUAAAUCCUUUAUAAAAGGUAUAUUUAAUUUAAAAAAUUCUCUUGAAGGGCUACAUCAGAGAAUGUUUUCGAACUAAAUAGUUCAUCAUCAGUGCUGCUAACAGGUUUAACAUGCUUGAGCCACCAAAAUAUAGGGGUGAAAACCCUUUAAAUGUUAUACAGUUGUAGAAAAUUUACAUGUUUAUAUGAAAUUAAGUGUGAUGUUUAAAACAGCUACUGAAGUUGCUAUUUAGAGUUCGUAAUGUGAGGUUAGAGCAUAUGGACUAGAUAUAAACACCAGCAAAACCAAGCUAAUGAUCAUCAGCAAGCAAAACAUAACUGAAGCAAAUCUGUAUGCGAACCAAAUGAGAAUUGAACGUGUCCCACAAUACAACUACUUGGGAACUAUAAUCAAUGAGUCGUGGGACAAUACUCAAGAGAUUAGAUGUCGCAUCGGAAAGGCAAAAAGUGCAUUCUUGACUAUGAGCUCUGUUUUCAAGAGCCAUGACCUCACCCUAAAAACAAAAAUAAGACUCGUUAAAUGUUACGUGUACUCAGUGCUUCUAUACGGAGUAGAAACGUGGACAUUGAAGGCAGAAACUCUAUCGAAACUGCAGGAUUUUGAGGUAUGGUUGUACAGAAGGAUCCUGAAGAUACCAUGGACAGACAAAAUCACCAAUGAAAAAGUACUACGGAGGAUGAACACAACCGCAGAUUUAUUCAACAUCGUGUAAGCUGCAGUACUUGGGACAUAUAAUGAGAAAUCAAGGCAGAUACGAGCUACUCCAAUGCAUUUUACAAGGUAAUAUUGAAGGAAAAAGGGCCCCAGGACGAAGAAGAAUAUCCUGGCUUGCUAACCUGAGAGCAUGGUAUAGAAAGACGUCGACACAACUAUUCCGUAUAGCAACCAACAUAGUCAUCAUAGCCAGAAUGAUCGCCAACGUUCGGAACGGACAGGCACCCUAAGAAGAAGAAUGUGAGGUUCUGCCCCUCGGACUAACACCCCACGUGUUGUGGGGAUUCCUAUGUAAAAUCUAAGAAUAUUUUAAACAUCAUACCUAAUUUCAUAUAAAUAUGUAAAUUUUCUCCAACUGUAUAACAGUAUAAGGGUUUUAGCCCUAUAUUGUGGUGGUUCAAGCAUGUAAAACUUAUUAGCAGCAAUGAUGAUGAACUUUUUAGAUCGAAAACUUUGUGUGAUGUAGCCCGAAAGGGAUUUCUUUUUAAAAUAACAUAUACCUUUUAUAAAGAACUUUAAGGGGUUACAUAGGUCUUGCGGUUAAAAAAAGUGACUUUUGAAAAAAAUUGUAUCUCGAAAACUAAAAAUUAUUUUUAUUUAUAAUUUCAACAUGUAAAAGGUACUUAAGUACUUAAGGUACUCUCAAAAAAAUUUUCAGCCAAAAAUAUUCAUUUUUGUAGAGUUGACUGCAAUUUUUCGACAGCAGCCCUUUUUUUGCGGUGGGCAGAAUAAUUAAGUCCAGUCUCAUCUGAAAUCAAAAAGUCAAAAAGUUUCUUGUAGUUUAUACCUCUGGCUAGUGAAUUAAUGAAGGAAUUUUUAUUAGGCGAAGUUGUUUUUGUUUUAUAAAAAAAACUACUUUAAAAAUGGUAAUUUUUGAAAAAAUUAGAAAAAUUGGGGUCGAAAAUGUGUUUAAACUGAUGUAAAAUCUUCAAAUUUCAUUUUCUUUAAAUUCAUUCGUUCAUUCAGAUGUAUAAGCCUUCAUUCAUUCAGCCUAGCCAGAUGUAUAAACUAUAAGAAACUUUUUGAUUUUUUGAUUUCAGACGAGACUGUACUUAGUUAUGCUGCCCACCGCAAAAAAGGGUUGUUUUCCGAAAAAUUGCAGUCAACUCUACAAAAAUGAAUAUUUCUGGCUAAAAAAAUUUUUUUAGAGUACCUAGGUACUAUACUUUUACAUGUUCUAAUCAUAAUUAAAAAUAAUUUUUAGUUUUCGAGAUAUAAUUUUUUUAAAAAGUCACUUUUUUUACCCGCAAGACCUAUGUAACCCCUUAAUUAAUUUUUUCAUUUUAUAUUUUAAUAACAUUAGGCAUUUUAAAUUCAGCACAAAUAGAGAGUGUAUUUCUUAUCCAAUUUGAAAAUCAGUGUAGCCCUGACUGUGAGUUAAAACUAAAAGCAUAGAUGUAUUUUAUUAUGUUUUCGUGCAAUUUUUUGACCGAGUGAGUUUCCUGGUUAAAGAAGUCUUCGUUGUUCUAUUUAUGGAUAUUAUAACUGCGUUGUAGUUGCGGCUGCAACCAGAUUAUACUGUAUAUUUGUAUAAAUUAUUUCAAUUUAUUGCAUAAGGCUACAAAUGUAUAAAGCGACAAAUUUUAAAUGUAAAUAAUAAUGUUUGAUCAUCAGGGAUCUCUGUAUAUCUAUAUAAUUAUAAAUUUAUUAAAAUAUACGAAAAU